This is a messenger RNA of Cannabis sativa, 717 nucleotides long. RefSeq lists its product as uncharacterized. The record is from RefSeq and is a predicted model, not a curated record. The transcript has 2 exons. Lineage: Eukaryota; Viridiplantae; Streptophyta; Magnoliopsida; Rosales; Cannabaceae. Bases 188 to 526 code for a protein of 112 amino acids.
AAUUAAAAAAUAUAUAUAUUUUUUCUUUCUCUUUCUCUUUCUUCUCGAUCCCCUGCCCUAACCCUUCUUCUUCUUCUAGCCAUGGCCGGCCUCCUCCUCUGCCGUAACAACCCCAACCCCCACCAACUUCUAUUUUGGUUAUCCAAACACAAGAAAAAUGGUAACAAUUAUGCGGGAAUAAUUGCACAUGUUGGGUUCUCAAAGUUUGGUUCUAGCAACUGCCAUGGUUGUUUCAAGCACACUUCUUUUUCUAACUUUCUCAAAGCAAAAGUUUCAACUUUCCAGGAAUCAUGAUUCCGAACAAUCGUCUCAAAAAAUCCCACCUUCUUGUUUAAGCUCAGGUAAUGAUAAGGAAAAGAGGGAAAGAAAUAAGAAAAAGAAAGUAAAAUUUGCUGAGAAUGUGAAAGAGCCAAAAGGGAAUGGAGAAGAAUUCAAGAAUGGGUAUAAGAAGAGGAGAAGAAUGAAGAAAAGAAAAUACCUUUGGCAGCCUUCUGCUUCUCUAAAUUCUUUUCACGGGCCAUCUUAGCCUUCUGCCCAUUGCCUCCGCCCAUGGCCGAUCGAUGGGUUUAGGAAGAAAAGGAGUUGUGGUGAUGGGUGUCGGGGUCGGAGGAAAUGGUGGUGGGGGUUGGGGUUGUUACCAUUGUUACCAUUUUUGAAUCCCAGAAAUCUCAUUCCUGCAAUUAUUAUUCAUUUCCAUUCUUCUCCUCUUCUUAUACC